Molecule: messenger RNA, 2169 nt
Organism: Apis laboriosa (Himalayan honeybee)
Lineage: Eukaryota; Metazoa; Arthropoda; Insecta; Hymenoptera; Apidae
Product: DDB1- and CUL4-associated factor 11
Exons: 10
Coding region: 131-1654 (507 amino acids)
Biological process (GO): proteasome-mediated ubiquitin-dependent protein catabolic process
Cellular component (GO): Cul4-RING E3 ubiquitin ligase complex
Molecular function (GO): protein binding
Source: RefSeq, a predicted model, not a curated record
UUCUCACGCGCUCUCUCCGUUCCUGUCAUCGUCUGUUUCAACUGUCAUAGUCACUGCACUAACGCCAUCAACCCUUGGACGUUUUCCUUGUUUGCUUUUAAACGGUAAAUAAGAUUUAUUUGCUCGCUGCAUGGGAGGCAUUAAUUCACGGAAUAUGGAUAUCGAGCACGAUCCAGGGCUCGCUGCUGUCUUACAAUAUUUGAUACGCAGCGGUCAACUGAAUAUCAUAUCUUCGGAUCAUGAUGACUCGGACGAAGAAUAUGCUGCAAAUUCACAACCUCCAAGAAUUACGUCUGUGCCAAAUACAUCCAGACUAGAUAAAAGUGAAAUAAGUCUUGCCACAAAACAAGCAUGCGGAUUUAUAGAUAACAUUGAUAAACGUAAUUUGUCUGUGACAUCAAUGAUUCAAAAAAGAGCUCUAGGCCCUAGUUUUAGUACAGGAGAAAGGUGCAGAAUAAGUAGCAAUUUUUUACCAAAUAAAAUGCAUCAAGUUGCUAAAUAUAGUACCAAAGCAUUUUGUGGUUCUUAUUCUAAAGAUGGAAGAUUUUUCUUAACUGCCAGUCAAGAUAAAUUUUUACGUCUUUACCGAACACAUGAUGGAGAUUUUGUACAAUUCAAAACUAUUCCUGCACGAGAUGUGGGUUGGAGUAUUUUAGACACAGCAUUUAGUCCUGAUGGAAAUUAUAUUGUUUAUUCUAGUUGGUCAGAAUGUUUAUAUCUAUGUCCCGUUUAUGGAGAUUCAAGUGCACAAGAAUCAUUGUCAUUAUGUCCAGAAGAUCGAAGAUUUUGUGUAUUUUCUCUCGUAUUCUCCAGUGACGGGCGAGAAAUUUUAGGUGGAGCAAAUGAUGGUUAUCUUUAUGUUUACGAUCGAGAAUGUCAUCAACGGGCUUUUAGAAUCGAAGGUCAUGAUAAUGAUGUAAAUACAGUUGCUUUUGCAGACAAUACUUCUCAAAUCUUGUACAGUGCUGGAGAUGAUGGUCUUUGUAAAGUUUGGGACAGAAGGACUUUAAAUGAAACCGAUCCACAUCCUGUUGGGGUAUUAGCUGGUCAUAUGGAUGGUAUAACGUAUAUUGAUCCGCGUGGUGAUGGUCGUUAUUUGAUAACUAAUAGUAAAGAUCAGACGAUUAAAUUAUGGGAUGUUCGUGCGUUUUCUGAUCAUAAUGGUGAACAAAAUACGCGUAAAGCUGUUGCGAAUCAAAAUUGGGAUUACCGAUGGCAACGAGUACCAAAGCGAUUGCACAAAGCAAGAAAUAUGUUGGAAGGUGAUACUAGCAUUAUGACCUAUCGUGGUCAUUCCGUUCUUCAAACUUUAAUACGUUGUCAUUUUUCACCUUCGUCUAUUACUGGCCAAAGGUAUAUAUAUACUGGAUGUGCCGCAGGACGAGUAAUAAUAUAUGAUGUCUUAACAGGUAGGAUAGUUAGUAGUUUAGUAGGACACAAAGGAUGUGUACGUGAUGUUAGUUGGCACCCAUUCCAUCAGGAAAUCGUUUCUACGUCUUGGGAUGGUGCUAUUGUUAGUUGGCGAUAUGCUGGGAAGACUGCACUUGAUAAUUCUGAUUCGGAAGAAGAAACUGAUGCAGAAUCACCUCCGCGUACUUUAAGACGAAGUCAACGAAUAGCUGCUCAAAGAGCUAAACAUGCAGCAGCGUGUUGAGUCUCGUAGAUUUUAACCGGGAAACUGAAUGUUCUCGGGAAUUCAGUCUUUUCGUUCCUACGAGGAAAAAGUUAACAAUGCCUAGUGUUUGCGGCAGAAAAGUUUUACAUCGGUGACUGUUAAUCAUCGAAAUUCAGGAGACUAACUUUUUCUACAAGACUGAGUUUUUAUUGAAUACGCACCUCUACAGAAUCAAUGCUGCCAUUCUGGUCGGUAUGAUGUAAUGCGUUAUCAAAACUAUAUGCAUAUUGAUAACGAAAUAGACGAGGUACAACAGCACCGACUAUACAAUUCAUUCUCGUGGAACCGAAUUUGUUUUUACUCAAUAUUUAACUAUCUUUUUCAUAUUAAAUCUGAGUGGAGGAAAACGCGUUAUUAUUUCGUACUAUAAAAUGCAUAACACAUCAAACAAAAUAUAUGUAUAUUAUAUAAAUAUAUGGUAUACAUACAUAUAUGUAUAUAUGUGUGUAUAUUAUUAUUAUUAUUAUGUGAAUUAGAAAGGUUUUUUUGACACG